Aplosporella prunicola CBS 121167 is the source of this 454-nucleotide messenger RNA. RefSeq lists its product as uncharacterized. The coding region runs from base 122 to 409 and encodes 95 amino acids. NCBI's taxonomy places the organism in Eukaryota, Fungi, Ascomycota, Dothideomycetes, Botryosphaeriales, Aplosporellaceae. The record is from RefSeq and is a predicted model, not a curated record. The transcript has a single exon.
AAAAAAAAAAAAAAAAAAAAAAAAAAAAAAAAAAAAAAAAAAAAAAAAAAAAAAAAAAAAAACGCCGACGCUAUGCACGCACGCUCGCUCGCUUGCUCCAAUCAAUCCAUCAUCAUCAACCAUGCACGCGUACCCAAGCAAACACCACGAAUUACCUCCUCCCUCCUCAUUUAAUCAAUCCCUCACUCAACGCACUCAAUACGCCACCCCCCCAGCACCCUCACCCCCACCCCCACCCCUCCGCACACCCCACCCGCUCAGCCGCUCCUUCUCCACCCGACCCAACGGCCCACUCUCCGCAGACUCGCUCGUCAGCGCCCCGUUCGAGGCGCAGCUGCUGCUCGUGCCGCCGUUGCCGCUACUACUGCCGCCGUUGCUGCUUGCAGCUCCGAUACCCAAUCCGGCGUAGCCGGGGGCGAAGGGGUUGGUGAUGGUGCCGUUGCCGGCUGCAGGU